Molecule: messenger RNA, 485 nt
Organism: Galendromus occidentalis (western predatory mite)
Lineage: Eukaryota; Metazoa; Arthropoda; Arachnida; Mesostigmata; Phytoseiidae
Exons: 3
Coding region: 93-485 (130 amino acids)
Source: RefSeq, a predicted model, not a curated record
CUAGCAGCUCCGAGAUAAACGAUUUGCAGCUGCCGUCGAGUGACUUUCGCAGUCGUAAAGAGGUCCGCCCAGCGUCAAUCGCUGACGAGGCCAUGUACUGUGGUCCUUGGUGCGUCAUUGCCGUGGUCGCGGCCGCUGGUUUGUUGAUUCUGGGCUCAGAGGCUCAAUACCUCGAAGGCCCCGCCGACGAAAGUCUCGUCGACUGGAGAGAUGUCAACGCUUUGCGGGAUUUGGACAUGAAGAGGGCUUUCCAUGCGAUGCGCGGGAAGAAAGCAAGUCCCUUCCACGCGAUGCGAGGCAAAAAAUUCAAGAGCACGAACGGAGAUAUCAACACAAUCAUCGCCGAGCUUCGAAGACAAAUCAUGGCUGGAAAGAGAGCUGUCAAUUUACCAGGUUCGUUCUUCGGAAUGCGCGGCAAACGAUUCGGUCCUCCCGCAGAUCUUGAAGCUGAGGUGGCUGCUCCCAUCAUCGACGACACCCGGUAG